This is a messenger RNA of Hippocampus comes (tiger tail seahorse), 3166 nucleotides long. RefSeq names its product kelch-like protein 10. Gene Ontology annotation, molecular function: protein binding. The record is from RefSeq and is a predicted model, not a curated record. The transcript has 5 exons. Lineage: Eukaryota; Metazoa; Chordata; Actinopteri; Syngnathiformes; Syngnathidae. Bases 1110 to 2978 code for a protein of 622 amino acids.
ACAACCAACUGAAGUGAAAAAAAAUUAUUGAGCAAUGAAGGUGGAAUCUCUUAAAUGUAACCACAAUUCACCAACAAAUCAAUUUACAAUCUUUUCACAAUUGUUGCUUGAGUUCAUGAACUAUACUACUUGACAGCCAGGCACCGUAAAUGGCAUCGGCUCUGUACAUUGCAUUGUCAGGCAUCUGUUUUUUUUUCCCCCUUUCUGUACAUUUUUGCCAAACCUUUUAGUUUUGGCACCCUAAGAAAGUGAUAUUACUAGGCUGUUACUGGCGGCGUUAGAAGCUAGUCUUUACGUGUACUUAGGAUGUUUUGUUAUAUUUUCAUAUUUCCAUUUUAUAGUCUUUUUUUUCUUUGAAUAAAAAUACAAAACUACUUCAAAAAUGUACUGUGGUGUUGUAAAAAUGUUGAAGCCACUGUAAGAUUAUGCACAGUUUGAGCAUUUCAGUGAUUCUCUCACAUAACCCGCUUUGUUACAGUUGCAGCGGUUGCAAAAGCGCCUUAUCAACAAAGAUGAGUUGAGUUUCACUCGGGAAGACGUCAGACAUAUCAUUGCUGCUUUUGAACUGCGAAAAAUGAGCAACCAAGGACGGAAGCCUCAAUAGUGAGGUCCACAGAAAACCUACCCACACAGAUCAGACCUAUUUUUUGACCUCCAUCUCCCUAACCCUAUGCCCUCAGAUCAAGCUGUUGCACCCCAAAGGCAAAAGCAACCUCAGUAAUGUUGUUAAUGCAGUUCAGUUAAGCGUAGUUUGGUGAGGAGUGCAGUGACUUCUUGAUUAGAGAAACCAACAAACCCCAACACGGAACACAGGAGGUCAGCCUCUACGGGUCCAGAGUCAGCAAUUCGUUUGCAACGCACCGACAAAGAAGGGACUGUCCUUGAGGACAACACUGUUUAAGUUGAAAUGUCUCUCACUACCAAGAGUCAGUUGCCGUGGUUUAACUUUGGCGGUCUUCUUUGGCUUGAAUUUGUUACAAAUUUGUUGUUUGCAGUUUUGGGCAUGAAACAAUUGUGGACCAGUGAUGUUUUCCUUAAUUCUGACAUGGGGGCGCUUUGAUGAUGCGUCAAGGAGCUUUUGACACAGGACAUCAUUGGGAUGUAAUGGCAUGACCCAAUCUUGCGGCACGCCACCCAGUUCCCUUGCUGCAUGUCAUUUGUGCCGCGACCCGGCAGGACUCCAAAGUGUCACGAAAUGGUCAAAAUUCAAGAUGAAUUGCGUGGAAGGUAGACUUACAAGCAAGUGCGUAGAAUGUGUGUACGAUGAACUGCGACAGACCCGAGGUCUCAGCGACGCACUUAUUAUAGUCGACCAUGUGGAGUUUCACGUCCAUAAGAUCAUCAUGUGCAACUGCAGCCCGUAUUUUGGAGCCCUCUUUCUACGUUGGUCCACUCCAGACCAGAAGGUCUAUGCCAUCCAAGGUCUUGCAGCUCACUUAAUGCAGCUCUUCAUUGAUUUCGCGUACACCGGUUGUGUGUUGGUGACAGAGGACAAUGUCAAGGACUUGUUGAUAGCCGCUGACAAAUUCAACGUCAUAGGCAUUGUCGAAAUCUGCUGCGCGUUUCUAACAGAACAGCUCUGCCCGGAGAACUGCAUCGGCAUCUGGCAGUUCACGAGGAACUGCCACACCCCUCAGCUGCAGAGCAAUGCCUACAAUUAUAUUUUAUACCAUUUUGAGGAGGUUGCUACCUCGGAUGAGCUGCGGCAACUCUCCAUGCAGGAUUUGAGUGACAUGCUCGACAGAGACGACCUGAUAGUGAAAAAGGAGAAUAUCGUUUAUGAGGCCAUCCUACACUGGAUUGCACAAGAGCCUUGGGAGCGGGGCAGAAACAUGCCGGUGCUCCUAGCCAAGGUCCGUCUUGCACUGACCAGUCAGGAGUACAUUACCAUCAACGUGCUGACAAACCAGCUGGUGCAGAACAGCCGUGAAUGCCAGGAGAUGGUCUCCUUUGCGUCACGCGUCAUUAGUCACAUGGCGAGAAACUCUGUGUCUGCAUACUGCAACUUGGUGGCCCGUCCUCGCCUGCCUUCCGCUAUCCUGCUGGCCAUUGGUGGCUGGAGCGGUCCAAGUGCCACCGAGUGCAUCGAGGUGUAUGAUGUCCACGCCAACUGUUGGGACUAUCUGUUUGACAAUAUGGACCAACCCCGAGCGUACUGUGGCGCCACCUUUCUCAAUGACGCCAUCUAUUGUCUGGGUGGCUUUGACGGCACGGAACACUACAAUACUGUCAGCCGCUUUGACCUGAAGACGCGCACCUGGCAGGAAGUGGCGCCUAUGCACUCUCGCCGGUGCUAUGUGAGCGUCACGGUGCUAAAUGGCUGCAUCUUUGCAUUAGGGGGCUAUGACGGACAUGUAAGACUGAGAACUGCGGAGUACUACACGCCAGAAACCAACCAGUGGACUCUUAUUACCAGUAUGCACGAACAGAGGAGCGAUGCCAGCUGCACCACUCUCAAUGACAAGAUUUACAUUUGCGGCGGCUUUAAUGGAAACGAGCCCCUGCAAACGGCUGAAUAUUACAGCCCAGAGACCAACGAGUGGACAGUGAUGGCCCCAAUGAGCAGCCGUCGCAGUGGCGUCGGGGUCAUUGGGUUUGCUGACCAUGUUUAUGCAGUUGGCGGUUACGAUGGUGAAGUCCGUCUGACCAGUGCCGAGGCCUACAACCCUCAAACUAACAACUGGAUCGUGUUGCCCCCCAUGCAAUGCCCCCGAAGCAACUUUGGCAUUGAAGUAGUGGAGGAUUGUCUCAUUGUUGCUGGGGGUUACAACGGCGUCUCCACCACCAGCCAUGUGGAGUACUAUGACCUCACCACUGGUCUGUGGUCUCCGGCCAGCGACAUGCGGAUUUCCCGUAGCGGUCUCACUUGUUGUGUGAUGACCGGACUCUACAACAUGACGCAAUGUGCUAUCAUUCGAAACGAUCUACCAUUGCUCUUCCUGGAAGAAGAUAUGGCAGAAAUGGAUGAUGAUAUCUAAAUUUGAAGUAUCAACUGCCCUCAGAACCCGACUGAAAACGUCAACGCAACCAAGAGGGAAAAAUGAAUAAAAGAUGAAAAAAGUCAUUACAACAAAAUAUGCUGAGUCAUACUUUAUUAUAUUUACACUGAUAUGUGAACAUUUGAGAGAAUUAUCUUAUUUAGGGAUCAAUAAAAUGUUUAUUUGGA